AUGAGGAUAAACGAGAACACCACGAGAUCCCAAUUCCUCGCGUACUUCAGCUUCUCGUCCAAGACAAGCGUGUCCGUCGGCUGGCCAGUAAAAGGCGGAGAUCCGGUGAACAACACUGAGUGCGACUGGGUUUACGAGGACACCGAGUGCCACAACGGAUGCGUGUUAGCCAGCCCCGGAUAUCCUGGCCUAUAUCCUCCGAACAUCCGGUGUCGCUACUUAAUUACUGCCGGUCCACGGAUGUCCAUCGCGAUUAACUUCACCGCCGUGCUCCUCCCUAUCAAUCACUGCACGGACGACUUCAUCGCCGUGUACUCCGGUCCAGCGAUGUCGAGUCCUCUCCUGAAGAUGCUGUGCGGCAAGGACAAAACGACACUGACGUACAGCGGCCAGAAAAUGUUGGUCGAGUUCAGAUCGGGACCGGAAGUGCCGCCCUUCGACUACAACGGCUUCGUCGCGAGCCUUAAUUUCAUAGAAAUCACCACAGAGGCUCCCACAACGGUUACCAUGGACAGCGCAAAUAGAAGUGUGGACACGACCAAGUCGAUCAACGGGGCCGGGUACAACGUGCGCUCCAGCAAUCGGGAUCUUCAGGACCAUCGAAAAGAUCAGGGCUCGUCCAGCGGCUGCGACCUGGAGGUGAACGGCGAGAAAGUCAGAGCUGGCCACCACGAUACCAGAGGCAAGCUCAAGUCCACCACGUGCCGACUCGUGCUUCGUGGACGUGAUUAUGACACUGGACACGUCUCGUUGGCCAGUUACAAUCUCAGCGCCCAGGACUGCCAAUCGUCGAUCGAAAUAUUCGACGGCCAGCCGGAAGGAGGGAUGCUUGGCAGCGCGAAAUCCCUAGAGAGAAUCUGCAGUCCUGCGCAGAGGCUUCCGCCGGAAUUCGUGCAACAAGAUACGUACACCGAGCCGAAAAGGUACUCGUCUAAUGGCAGAGAUAUGACGGUCGUGCUGAAACGAGCCUCGAACAGCCCUACCGACGAGGAAUACAUGGACGUCUCUUAUUACUUCCACGAUGAACGCGAGGGUGGCACUCAACAGCCGGCCAGCGUAUGCGACGUCGAAUAUUACGGACUGACGUCACUGGUGAAGGGUUUCGUGGUGCAUCCUGAGCCCCACCGAUUAUUCGCCAUGGAGGGGCCGAUAAAAUGCAGGCAGCACUUCAUUCCAGCGGCUAAUCAGUCGGUCAUCAUCCGGGUGGAGAGCAGCUCGAAGCAGAGUCCGAACAACCCUUGCGAAACGAAGUGCGGGGACAGCGGGUGCCACUGCGUCAGCAACAAGUCUCUGGAGAACAUGGACCACCUUCUGCUCGUCUCUGAAACCGGUCACAUCGUCACUUGCCUCUGCGGGAAUUAUCAGGACUGGCUGCCGGUCGGUAUCCGUAGCUGGACGCCCGUGUACCUCGAAUGGUCGAAGUCCUCGAAGGCAGGCCUCAAUUUCCGUGCGGCUUACGAGUUUAUCAAGGACACUUACUGCGGUUAUCACACAACGACCAAGCCGGAAGGCGAGGUCAAUGGCGGUGACCUGGCUAGCAGCGGCUUAAAGCUCAAUCAGUAUUAUCAGCAGAAGUGCACAUGGAUUUUAGACUCCUUGACGGAUCGACAGCUCACUAUCGAAGUGAAGUCUACACAGAGCCGACCUUGCACUGCCUGGAAUCUUACGAUACACGAGUAUAGCAAGAACGGAGAUCCAGCCGGGCCAAGAUUGCACACAUUCUGCUCGAGAGAUACGCACAAAAAUUUUACUCUUCCAUGGAAGACGAACACUGUGGUGGUUAGAUUGCAGGCUCUGGGAAGAACCGCACCGGAAUACACGAUGAAAUGGCGAAGCCUGUCGGUAAUAGCAAAUACGCAUAAGAGCGGACCAUCGCCAGCACCGAAUCACGUGUUCGACUCCUCAACCGGAAAUGGACCACGGGAAGCACGAAUCCUAAUACUAUUCGCGAUGCUCCUCGCUUACGCGGCCGGUUGUUGAGUACUCCAACUCGACACACCGUGUCC
Messenger RNA from Eufriesea mexicana, 2006 nucleotides. RefSeq lists its product as uncharacterized. The record is from RefSeq and is a predicted model, not a curated record. The transcript has 13 exons. Gene Ontology annotation, cellular component: plasma membrane. Lineage: Eukaryota; Metazoa; Arthropoda; Insecta; Hymenoptera; Apidae. Bases 1 to 1980 code for a protein of 659 amino acids.